Fusarium mangiferae is the source of this 2352-nucleotide messenger RNA. RefSeq lists its product as uncharacterized. The coding region runs from base 1 to 2352 and encodes 783 amino acids. The record is from RefSeq and is a predicted model, not a curated record. Gene Ontology annotation, biological process: DNA-templated transcription; regulation of DNA-templated transcription. NCBI's taxonomy places the organism in Eukaryota, Fungi, Ascomycota, Sordariomycetes, Hypocreales, Nectriaceae. Gene Ontology annotation, molecular function: DNA-binding transcription factor activity, RNA polymerase II-specific; DNA binding; zinc ion binding. The transcript is spliced from 7 exons.
AUGGAGGAGGCAAUGUCUCAUGGCGCGAAUCCUCGACGUAAGCGAGCCAGCAAAGCCUGUGUAGCUUGUCGCUCUCGCAAAGUCCGAUGCGAUGUCACCCAUAGACCGCAUCAGUGCACAAAUUGUGCCCUGGAUAACAUCCAAUGUGUUGUGAAAGACAGACGCACCAAAUAUCGAAAACGAUCUCCUGUCGUUCUCGAAAAGCAGCAGCGGACACAAUUCAGACACAGCUUACAGAUAAUCUUACCAAAGGACCCAAGCUCUGCUGCGUCGGAUGACAUGGACUCCCCAAACGAUCCAUGUCUAGAGCCAGGCCGCUCAGUGGAAUGUGGCCCUGAAAGCCCGUCCAUGUGCUUCGAGGCUCUUUGGGAUCAACCUGAAAUAGAUUUCCCUGCUGAACGACUGAUUCAAGGUGCAACCGAACAUCAUUCUGACUUUACGAUUGUCUCGGACAACUCUCGGGCUCCUCAAGCAGAGCCAAAGCCAGCCCCAAGCUCCGAGGCAACGAUCUCUGGCCAAUCACAUAUUAUAUACUCAUACUACUCCUUCCUUGACCUCGAUAUCUCUGGUUUAUUGCCUGAUGAUAUAAACUACCUCGAAGCCCAAGGCUGUUUUCGAGUCCCCACUCCGGAAGCCUUGGAUGAGUUUGUUCAAGAGUACUUUUUACAUGUUCACCCAGCGCUUCCGUUGUUGGAUGAAGCCUGGUUCUGGGCCAUCUAUUCAAGAUCUGCACGGGGCAGAUCAAAUCUAUCUCUUUUCGUUUUCCAAGCCAUGCUAUUUACUGCAUGUAGUUUCCUACCAUUUUCAACCAUCAAAAGUCUUGGAUUUGCUUCAGUACAUAAUGCAAGGAACACAUACUACCGUCGCAGCAAGCUCUUGUUUGAUCUUUGCAGUGAGAGGAACCUUGUGUCCAGUGCGCAGGGGGCGCUUUUGCUAUCUUACAAUGGAACAAUGAAGGACCAAAAACGUACCAAUUCAAUCUGGCUCUCAACUGCAAUCCACUUAGCUCAGGCCGCAGGUGCAGAUCAAUUCCAUACCAGCCUAAAUCCGAGUUUGACAUCGGUAAAUGAGCUGAAACGACUGUGGUGGUGCUGUAUAGUACGGGACCGAAUACUGCCUCUUGGGAUGCGACGACAACUACACAUUACAUCACUGGAUGUGGCUCACAUCAACUACUUGCCUACCGAGAAAGACUUUUGGCGAGAGAUUGACGGGUCUCAGGUCUACGCACCACAAACCAAACGAACGCUAGUCCGGUUAUUCAUCACGCUGUGUGAGCUGACUGUUCCGCUCACUGAUGUCAUCAAGAUCGUUUAUCCUACAGGCCGCUUGACUGAUAUCCAUUCCCCAGUUGUUCAUGAUGCCCAAAAGGGACGGGAUUCACUGGAGUCCUGCGAGGCUGGCUUGGAAGCUUGGUUCGAAAGGGCAACCAUCCAGUUUCCGACGCCUGCCGGUAUCAUCACUCGCGAGGGGUCUCUUGUGUUAUACACAAACUUACUCUAUAUAUACUAUUACGCUGCUUGCUUCGCACUUCAUCAGCACAAGGCCUUUAUUAUCAGCCAGGAACAGACCAAAGCGACUUCAGAUCUGCAACAGACUAAGAGCAAAAUCGAGGAUGCUGCCCUUGGCAUCACAGAGAACCUGAAAGAGCUUAUCCAACUGAGGUUAGAAAGGUUCUUGCCAAUUAGCAUCACUGCAUAUAUCGCUGUUCCUCUGGUGCUACAUAUCCUUGAUGUAAGACUUGCAAAAAGGCCACUACAAAUAGCCCAGAAGCAAGGGAAGCUUAAUGUUUAUGUUGAGACUAUGAAGACUAUGCAGAAACUCUAUGAUGGAGUUGAUGAUGUUUGGACUUUUAUCAGAACAGCAAUGGAUUAUGCCACGAUACAGGACGCAGAGAAUGAAACAAGUUCACUGAAUGGUUCCUGCAUUGACGCUAUUGGAGGUCUGGGAUCGAAAUCUCAACUGACAAAAGACAACGAUUAUGCCAACGACUGGGGUAAUGUCCUCGUCAUGGAACCUGUUCUAUACUUCCGGCUUUCUCGAACCAUCGACCACUCAUUAGCUCUCGGGCGAUACUCCGAGGACUCUACACUUGGCCUCGCUGCACCUCAUGCGCGUCUACCUUCUCCUAGGCUCUUUACUAUCGACAUAGGUUCCCCCGAGCAAACUGUCGAUGACACCGCUUGCGAGCACUACGAGGCGCCAACAGAUGAUGCUAAAUCACCUGAGGCUGGCCAAGAUCAGUUUUCACUAGGACCUCAAAUGCUGGAUGAUAUGCAUGAGUUUGUUACUUAUGACUUUGGAAUGGACGAUAUGCAGGCUCCGAUAGACUUUAACAGGUCUGAGCGAUAG